Gastrolobium bilobum is the source of this 1326-nucleotide messenger RNA. RefSeq names its product xyloglucan O-acetyltransferase 1-like. Gene Ontology annotation, cellular component: Golgi apparatus. The record is from RefSeq and is a predicted model, not a curated record. Lineage: Eukaryota; Viridiplantae; Streptophyta; Magnoliopsida; Fabales; Fabaceae. The transcript has 2 exons. Gene Ontology annotation, molecular function: O-acetyltransferase activity. The coding region runs from base 1 to 1326 and encodes 441 amino acids.
AUGAAAAGUACAAAACCAUUCAAAGAUAAAACUCUCUCUUUCACCAAGAGUUUUCUUCCUUUUACUCUCUAUACUCUGCCACCUAUAGCUCUUCUUUGUUUAUACUUUGACCCUCUCCCCUUUACUCUGCUUUCCCAUUAUUCUAGCCCCUUCACCAACCAAUCUUCUCUUUCUGCUUCUACGUCUACAGAAAAUGAAAAAUCUUAUGAGAAACCAUGUGACUACUCCAAAGGCAAAUGGGUCAGUGACAAGAGAUGCCCUUUAUAUAAUGGUACCACCUGUGGUAAGAUUAAGAAAAGCCAGAAUUGUAUUUCCAAUGGUAGGCCUGAUUUGGGCUAUAUAUACUGGAGAUGGAAACCAAGUGAGUGCAAUCUUCCAAGGUUUGAACCUAACACUUUUCUCCAACUCAUCAAGAAUAGGCAUAUAGCAUUUGUUGGGGACUCUUUAGCUAGGAACCAAUUAGAGUCCCUUUUUUGCUUGUUAGCCACUGCUUCAAAACCUAAAAGUGUCCACCAUAAAGGUUCUCGUAGGUGGCACUUUCCUUCUCACAAUGCAAACUUGUCCUUCUAUUGGUCCCCAUUUCUUGUGCGAGGUGUUCAAAGAUCUGACACUACAGGGCCAUAUUAUAAUACAAUGUAUUUGGAUCAUGUUAAUGAGAGGUGGGCUAGGGAUAUUGAUCAAAUGGACUUAAUUGUGCUGUCUUUUGGGCAUUGGUUUUUGCUUCCUUCAGUUUACUAUGAGGGUGAUUCAGUUUUAGGUAGCCUAAACUGCCCUGGUCUUAAUUACACUGAGAUUGGUUUUUAUGGUCCAUUAAGAAAGGCUUUAAGGACUACUCUUAAUAGCAUAAUUGAGAGGAAAGCAGGUAAAGGAAAUGGAAUUGAUGUGAUUGUGAGAACAUUUUCGCCGUCUCAUUUUGAAGGUGAUUGGGAUAAGGGUGGUACUUGUUCCGAGAAUAAGCCUUAUACAAAUGAGGAGAAGAACCUUGAAGGAAUGGAUGCUGAGAUCAGAAGUAUUGAGAUAGAAGAAGUGGAAAAUGCUAAGGCAAAAGCCAAUGAAUUUAAAGGGUUUAGACUAGAGGUACUGGAUGUAACAAAAUUAGCAUUAUUGAGACCAGAUGGCCAUCCGGGUGCUUAUAUGAAUCCUUUUCCAUUUGCUAAUGGGAUUCAAGAGCGUGUACAGAAUGAUUGUGUUCAUUGGUGCUUGCCAGGGCCUAUAGACACAUGGAAUGAGAUUUUUCUUGAGAUCCUGAAGAGGUUGGAGGAAUGGAGGAAUAGCCAAGGAGUGCAGAUUGAGGAUUCAUCAUGUGUUGUUAAUUCAUUGCAUUAA